CACAUUUCAGGAGAGUUUGGCUGCGCUAUUUGGAUCACGUUUGAUUAUUUCAUGACAACGGCUUCUAUCUUCACCAUGCUAGCCAUCUCCAUGGACCGGCUGUGGUCCGUCACCUGGAGUGUUCACUACAGAAACAACAACACGACUAGAAAGACGAUCGCCAUCAUCAGCGUCGUCUGGUUGCUUGACGUCAUCCUCAUUCUACCGGCGAUGAUUGUCGACCGCGUCCGGGAACACCCGAAGUGGAGCGAUCCGACGCUACCCGGAUUCCGAUACGACUGCAUCUGGGAUCCGGCUCGGAACGUCGUCUUCGUUUACUCGGUGAUGUUCAUCUGCUACCAGGUUCCGCUCGUCCUCAUGAUCGUCUGCUAUUUCCGCGUGUAUUACGUCAUGAAGAAACGCGCGAGAGUCUCUGGAGCUCGAGGCGCCAUGUUUAAUCAGCACACAUCUCAUAGCGUCACCGGCGUAGCAACCGUUGCUACGGUAGCCAGAAAGGAGCCGCCAAACGAAAAACCGUCAAUUCCCGCGCCAGUGAGUGCCGCUGUCGCUGUCAGUACUCUGAAUGUGGAAAACGCAAGCACGUCGACACAGCCGCGCGUGCUAGUACCAGCCGCCACCGCUACGAGGCGUGCCGGUAGCCGUCGCGCCUUCAUCACGCUCACCUACAUUCUCGUCUCGUUCCUAUUUUGCUGGGGAAGUUUUUUCGUCAUGUUUGACAUGAAAGCAGCGGAUCCGAACAGCAUUUCAGACACGACCUACACGCUGCUGUUCUGGCUGCCAUAUUUUAACAGCACAUUGAACCCCGUCCUGUACGGUAUCGGUAAUCCGGAAUUUCGAAAGGCUUUUCGUAUGAUUCUACAGCGAAAAUGAUUGCGUGAGUACUUUCAUGUAGUAUAUU
Messenger RNA from Priapulus caudatus, 898 nucleotides. RefSeq names its product 5-hydroxytryptamine receptor 1D-like. Gene Ontology annotation, biological process: adenylate cyclase-activating adrenergic receptor signaling pathway. Bases 52 to 870 code for a protein of 272 amino acids. The record is from RefSeq and is a predicted model, not a curated record. Gene Ontology annotation, cellular component: membrane. Gene Ontology annotation, molecular function: G protein-coupled receptor activity. The transcript has a single exon. NCBI's taxonomy places the organism in Eukaryota, Metazoa, Priapulida, Priapulimorpha, Priapulimorphida, Priapulidae.